Molecule: messenger RNA, 2655 nt
Organism: Dioszegia hungarica
Lineage: Eukaryota; Fungi; Basidiomycota; Tremellomycetes; Tremellales; Bulleribasidiaceae
Exons: 11
Coding region: 1-2655 (884 amino acids)
Source: RefSeq, a predicted model, not a curated record
AUGACCUGGCGCGUAUUUGAGGUCGUAGAAGGAUUAUUCGGUAGUAGCCGCGCGAUGCGGGAUGCUACGGCCACGCUGAAAAUCGGAGAGGAUAGCGCAGGAUCGCCUGUAUCUCCAAAAGUGGAGGUGAGUCUGUCUGCAGCGAGUAUCGCAGCUGUGUGCAUGGUUGAAAAGAGGAGCUCUACUGAGCAUCAAGUAGCAAAUGUGAGGAAUGCGGAGCUUGCCGCUCAGCGUGGGGCCCCGCUGACGAUUCGCAGGAACCUCUCUCCGUUGUCUCCAGGCUUUCCUCCUUCCUCUUUUGUUCCGUUCGGUGGAUCCGGGGGUGUAGGCUUGGGUGGAGGGUCAGGAGGUCAGGGGAGGAACAAGCGGAUCCGGGAUUGGCUUGACCAGGUGUGGGAAGAGGAGGAUGUGCUCCUUCUGGGACCAGAGGGGACCGAGGAGGAUGAUGACGAGCCGAUCCGGAAGCGUCCAGCUGGGACUACCUUCACACCGUGGCCCAUAAACCACCUGGACGCUCUUCCCGCCACCAAAAGGCCACGCCGGCCCGUGGUUGUGGUCGCUGCGCCUACGGAGGCGUCUAGGGUGAGCUGGGAAGUAGAGGAGAGCGGGCGUGGAGGCGAAGUUGGGGGUGAUGAGGAAGGUGGAUGCGAAGAGUAUCUGGAUGAGUCUGAGCGUCAGGAUGUUUCGAGUGUUGGGCGUCCGCCGUCUAGAUAUCUGUCGCCCGACCUCCAGUACUUCCGGCGGGCGUCCUCUCCGCACUCCUCCUCCCACCUGUCCUCGAUAAGGACCAGCCGUCAAUGUUCCGCUGUCAAGGCAGCCGCGACGACAGAGGCGUUCAGUGUCCGCGGGGAAGUGGAGAAUGGCGAGGGAUGUGGGGGCGAUCUUGAGCUGGGUUUGGAGCAGGAGGAUGAAACCAGCUGUGGGCAACCGCCGUCUCGAUAUCUGUCGCCCGACCUCCAGUACUUCCGGCGGGCGUCCUCUCCGCACUCCUCCUCCCACCUAUCGUCGAUACUGACAGACCCUCCCCUCUCCCCUUCCCCGCCUUCACGUCGGCAAGCAUCUCCUCCUCCCGCUCGUGAACGAUCGACCCGACUCGCGGCGCAGCUCGCUACUGCCCGCAGCGUACAGCAGGCCAGGUACCUGCAGAGAACGGCCAGGGAGGGGGAGGUGGUUGCGGCGGUCGAUGAUGGCGGAGAGUACGAGAUGGGCGCGGACGACCCCGGAUUUCAUGUCGAGGAGGAAGAGGAGGAGUCCCCGUCUGCUCAACCCCGCUCUUCCCGUCGCACGAACAAGCCUUCUCUUCGAAGCACCCGCCCUCCACGAUCCACCAGAGCACGGCAAGCAGCCACUUCCCUUUCUCCACCUGCUCUAGAAUCGUCCCGCUCCUCUCGAACUCGCCAAGCGGGAACAUCGGGCUCGGCAAAGUUCGGCCCUCCCAUAUUUGAGGAGUGGAUAGAUGUACCAGCUCUCCCCGUCCAUCCCCACCCCAAGGAGGCGAUUCUUCGCGAGCGCUUCCGCGAGAGCCACCGGAUACUUCUGAAGGAGCAAGGACAUACAUUAUUUUGGGACUCGAUGUUGAGUGGAAACGGGCGGGAAAAUGCGGCGUGGAAGCGAGAAAGGGAGGAGAACUACUACAGGGUGACGAGGUACGGAUUGACUCCGGAAUCCAUCGACUUACUCACGGCGGACGAACCGCCCACACCGGACGACUACCGGCGACUCACAUGGUUGCCAGGUACUAUGGGCGUAUAUGUCAUAUACGUGCGGCGCGCGGACGAUCAAGGGGAAGAUGCAGAGGAAGGUGCAGACGGCGAGUCCAUGGGUAGUCAGUCCGAGGAGGGGAGUGAGGAUCGACGUCAGAGUCAGGACGGGGAGGGGAGCGAGGAUGAGGGAGAGGAUGAGGCGGAGGGGGAGGAGGAGGAGGGGGAGGAGGAGGAGGAGAUUGUUGAGGCGGUUGAAAAUUAUGAGCAGAGUGAGGAUUGGGAGGGGAAGGAGGAUGGGGAUGAUGGAUUGGAAGCGGAAGCCAAUGAUGGGGCGGGAGGGGGGGAUGUGGUUUGGAAAGAGGGGGAUGAGAAGCCGCACCAUUACGUCGGUCGGGGACAGGUGAUCAAAAACGACCUAUACAAACUUAUCAGGCGCGGACGGAAACCUCAUUGGCGGAGCCUGUGGGCAGUCCGAGUCGAUCGGAAUAGCGACAGCGCCGACCGACUUACCUCCUUUCGUACUCAAUCAAUCUAUGUCGAGGGGCUUUUGCACAUCUGGUGUAGAUCGUAUGCGGCGAAAGGGAAGGAGCUACCGUCAUUCUGGAUCGACCCGGAGAUGGAAGGUACCAACGGUCGGUCGCCCCUGGCCAGCCACGUCGUUCGUGUUGGCGGCACGUCUCACCCCUGGGACCCGAAAUCGAUACGACUCCGCAGCAACACGAUCACCCGCCGGUAUCAACUUACGGAAAAAGGGAUAGCGGCCAGGGCGAAACAUUUAGGAUCCGCACAGUAUACAGCGACAAAGCGGACCUAUCGAGCUUCUGAUGUGGGAAGGGCAGUCACUCAAAGGGCGAGUGCAAAGUGGAAUGCGAAGAGAUGUUGGCGGAGCUGGCGAAGCGGGGGAUCUGGGAAAUACCAGCAUCUUUCUACUGUAAGGACGGAGAAAAGUUGA